GGGGUGCCCGCUCUAGGCUCACGCUGUCCACCCUCCGGGCAGGGGUCCACACCUCUGGGUGUCUGCCCUUCCUGCAUGCCUCAGCCCGGCUCCUCCCUGCCUCUGCCUGCUGCUUUGUCCCGUGAAGCCUGCAGGCCCCGGCCCCUGCCCCACCCCGGGAAAACACUAAGACAGGACCUGUGACUCGCCUGAGCCCAGAGAAGCAGCAUGUGACGGGAGGACUUGGGCCGCGUGCCCUGCCCCACCCAUGAGUUUCCUUGAGGUUCCGGGAGAGCCCUUGUUUGGGGGGGGGGGGCAGGUGACUGCCUCCCCUUCCUCAGGAGUGCUGCCCUUCCGCCCGCCCCCACCACAUCUCCUGGUCGGCGGGCUCAGGGGCCCCUCAGCCGUCCACCAUGGGGAUGGGGCGGUGCUAGGUGGGGACUGCUGUGUGCGCCCUGGGAUCACUUGCUGAGUGGAGACAGAGGGGGCUGUGCAGCAGGGCGCACUGGCUCCUAAGUUGUGUCGCUGCUGAGUUGGGCAGGGGAGAGAUUGUGGGGGAUGGCAUGGCCCAGUUGCUCAGGCCUCCUGGGGUCACGGGAUGGCGCACCACACAGGUGAGGAGGGGGCGCGGUCUUUACAGCGCUGCUGGCCCGGAGCCAAGUGGAGCUCAGAGCUUUGGGACAGGUGGCUGGCAGUGCCCUGCCUUUGGCUGUGUGCCCAGCCUCCACCCUAGGCGCAGGACCAGCCGUGGGACAGGAACUGUCUGUGCUCAGGCCGGAGAGUUGAUAUUUGUGCGGCCGCCGCAGGGUCGGACAGGCUCUGGCAACACGCGGACAGCGGACCUCCACGACUGUCCCCAUGCGGAGUCCCUCCUUUCCCUCGUGGGGGCCGCCGCCGCCGCCGCCGCCGCCGCUGCAGCUGCUACUGCUGCUGUUGCCAUGGCCAGUCUGGACCCAGGCGCCCGCCGCAGCCGCCUCCUGGGGAACCCCGGGCGCCCUAGACUGCCCCGAGGCCUGCGUGUGCGCGCCGGGGGGCCAGGCCAACUGCUCGGGGCGCGCGCUGCCCGCCGUGCCAGGGGGCUUGAACCGGCGCGUCCGCGUGCUGCUGCUGAACCACAACCGCGUGCACGCGCUGCCUCCGGGCGCCUUCGUGGAUGCCGGCGCGCUGCUCCGCCUGGACCUGCGCGAGAAUGGACUGCGCUGGGUGCACGCGCGGGCCUUCUGGGGCCUGGGCGCGCUGGAGCAGCUAGACCUCAGCGCCAACCAGCUAGAGGGGCUGCUGCCCGGCACUUUCGCGCCACUGCGCGCUCUGCGCGCCCUCUCGCUGGCUGAGAACCGGCUGGCGCGCCUAGAGCCCGCGGCGCUGGGCGCGCUCCCGCUGCUGCGCGCGCUCAGCCUGCAGGACAACGACCUGCCUGCGCUCCCGUCCGGGCUCCUGGCUGGCCUGCCAGCUCUCAAUACGCUGCGCCUGCGCGGCAACCCCUGGACCUGUGGCUGCGCGCUGCGCCCACUCUGCGCCUGGCUUCGCGGACACCCGCGGCACGCGCCAGAGGCCGAGACGCUGCUUUGCGUAUCGCCGGGGCGCCUGACGCUCAGCCCCUUGACCGCCUUCCCGGACGCCGCCUUCAGCCACUGCGCGCGGCCCCUUGCCGCCCAGGAUCUGGCCGUGGUCUAUGCUCUCGGGCCCGUCUCCUUCCUCGCUAGCCUGGCCGCCUGUCUGGCCCUGGGCUCCGCGUUCACUGCCUGCGGCGCUCGCCACCGCCGCCGCCGCCGCCGCGCCGCCGCCCGCCGCCAGCAGAGGCGGCAGCCGGAUCCUGGCCCCGGCACAGCCUCGCCUGCGGCCACCGCCGCCCAAGCUUGAGGGGCCGCGGCCGCCCUCGAACCUCUCCCCACCCGCUUGCCCCUCCCGCAUUCCUGACGGCGUCAACAAGCGACUCAGCUCGAAA
Capra hircus (goat) is the source of this 1924-nucleotide messenger RNA. It is a transcript of the gene LRRC26, whose product is annotated as leucine rich repeat containing 26. The transcript is spliced from 2 exons. NCBI's taxonomy places the organism in Eukaryota, Metazoa, Chordata, Mammalia, Artiodactyla, Bovidae. The record is from RefSeq and is a predicted model, not a curated record. The coding region runs from base 838 to 1839 and encodes 333 amino acids. Gene Ontology annotation, cellular component: voltage-gated potassium channel complex. Gene Ontology annotation, molecular function: voltage-gated potassium channel activity; transmembrane transporter binding; potassium channel activator activity.